UUUAGCUCCAAUUUCAGAACAGCAAAUAAACAAAACUUGCUAAAAGUCCUCUCUAAUUUCAGUAUCUCCGGCCAAAAAAAAUGACGAACUACGGCACAAUACCUACGUCAUCUUCCGGUCCACCAAACGUGGAAUACAUAAGUAGGGCAAAACAGGUGAUUAGAGAAGGUUUAGGUACACGCCGUCCAUGGAAAGAAAUGUUCAAUCUCCACUCAAUUAAACUUCCUUCAGGUAUCAGUGAUGCAUUUUCACGAAUCAAAACCAAUUUCUCAUACUUCCAAAUGAACUAUGCCUUGAUAGUGCUUGGAAUUGUGUUUCUAAGUCUUUUAUGGCACCCGAUCUCGCUUAUCGUGUUCAUUGUUUUAAUGGCUGUUUGGUUGUUCCUGUAUUUCCUUCGUGAUGAGCCGUUGGUGAUUUUUAACCGUUUGAUAUCGGAUCGUGUGGUUCUGAUUGUACUCGCUGUUGUUACAGUCGGUUUGUUGCUGUUAACUCAUGCUACUAGCAAUAUUUUGAUAUCGUUAGCAGUUGGGAUAUUCGUGGUGUUGAUUCAUGCUGCGUUAAGGAAAACUGAUGAUUUAUUUAUGGAUGAAGAACGUGCUGGGUUCUUAUCUCCGUCAUCUUAAUUUGCUCAGUUAAAUGUUAAUCCCCACUGUGUGAACCGAUGUAGUUUUUUUUUUUUUUUUUUUUUGAGUUUGUUUAUUGGGAUAGCAUUUUCGAUUGGUUGUUUGUAUUAUCACCAUACACUUUUGUUUAUUCCUCGUUGAAUUUGAUCAUUGUUGAAUGGUGAUUUGUUGUUAUUUUUAGUGAUUUGGUUUUUCUACA
Molecule: messenger RNA, 822 nt
Organism: Lycium ferocissimum
Lineage: Eukaryota; Viridiplantae; Streptophyta; Magnoliopsida; Solanales; Solanaceae
Product: PRA1 family protein F3-like
Exons: 1
Coding region: 81-623 (180 amino acids)
Biological process (GO): vesicle-mediated transport
Cellular component (GO): Golgi apparatus; endoplasmic reticulum
Source: RefSeq, a predicted model, not a curated record